GCAACACAUUUAAAUGCCCUGAAACAGCAUCUCUCUAUGUGGAGCGUCUACGUCACGCGCUCUGACCCUCUUGCUCAUGGAAGCGCGCGAGACCCAGCCGGAGCCGCCCGUUCAACGUAUAAAAGCAGUUCUAUAAAUGAUGUCAUCCUAUAAUUUUAUCUCAAAUGGAUAUAUCGGUCGCCAGGAGUAAUCUGCGUUUCGGCGGUGUUGCGGCGGAAUGCCUUCUCCUAGGCAAAGCCCUGUGGAGGAAGGGGAGGUUCUGAGCGGUGAGGAAAGAUCCAACAACAACAACAUGGCGACUGAUGCCACUACCACCAACCUGCUGGCCUCUGUUAAAGAGCAGGAGCUUCAGUUUGAACGGCUAACCAGAGAACUUGAGGAAGAGAGACAGAUUGUGGCCAAUCAGCUGGAGCGAUGCAGGUUGGGGGCGGAGUCUCCAGGUGCUGCGAGUGACAGCUCUUCUGAGAAGUCUCUGCUGUGGAGAUCUGCAGAAUCCCCAGGCGCAGGUGUGUCUAAGCCUUCGGAUGGUUGCCCAUCACCCACAUUUGGGGUCAGAGGUCAGGUGUCACUUUACUCCCCUGAACUGGAACAGAUCUCUCUACGAGAAAGUGAGGGGUCUGCGGCAAACUCACGCAGCUCUACUCAGAUGAAUUCAUAUUCAGAUAGUGGAUAUCAGGAAGUGAUUGGUUACUAUAGCAACACUGUAACACCUAGACGUUCUGAAGGGAGGUCCCAGUCGACUAGCUCCGCCCCUAGUGGAAGCCCCACCAUUGCCAUGAGCUCUAGGGCUGAAGGACAGGCCUCAGCAAAGGUGACAGGAAGUGGGCGUGUCAUGAGGCGUGUCAGUUCUGUUCCCUCGCGUGCGCCUUCCCCGCUCUAUACUCCCUCGCCACCUGCAUCGCGACAGCCCCUGCGCACUUCUCUUGGAAGCCCAUAUGGCUCGCCAAUAGUCUCAGAGCCUCGUCCUCUACCUAGCGUAUUUCCUGGCACCACCUUGCCGCCUACAUCCAGCCAAGCCCCUGACCCAGUCCACUCCACCUACCUGGGACGGCAUAGGGUGGGGUCAGAGCUUGAGUCAUCACCAACACUCCUGCGGUCUGGUAUGACUGCUCAGCCGCAGCAGUACGGAACCCUGGGGAAGCACGAGUCACGAGCCUAUGACAGCACUCACUCUUCUUUUGGGUCUCGGGCCUAUGACAUCUUUGAUAGGAUGGUUCUGUCCAGGCCUGAUAGUCUUACAGGCCUGCAAACGUCUUACAGUCAGAACAGCCAGUUAGGCCAGGAGACCCGCUCCCCUGAGUGCCACAUCACACCCAUCUAUGAUGACAGAACCUUCCAGAACCCGCUGUACCAGAGCCCAACUCAUGGCUCCCAGAGUGCUCUCUCCAGAAACAAUACAGGGUUUGGUACUUUACAAAGGACCACUAGUCAGUGUAGCACUCUGAGGUACCAGCGAGGGAUAUUCUCCUUGGGCUCCAUGGCAACGCACUCUGACACCUAUCGCCCUGGCCACUACCGUCAAGCUGAGUCAAACUACAGCAGACACGCAGCUGCCGUUGACAACGCUGUCACAAGAACUCCAUCCAUUGAUAGCGUUCACAAAGAUCCAAGAGAGUUUGCCUGGAGAGACCCCGAGCUGCCAGAGGUGAUUCGGAUGCUGCAGCAUCAUUUCCCUUCUGUCCAAGCCAAUGCUGCAGCGUACAUACAGCAUCUGUGCUACGGAGACAACCGCAUAAAGGCAGAGGUGUGCCGGCUGGGGGGGAUCCGGCACCUGGUUGAUCUGCUCGACCACAAAACCCUGGAGGUUCAGCGAAAUGCCUGCGGAGCUCUGAGGAACCUGGUGUUUGGAAAAGCCACUGAUGAUAAUAAAGUGUGUGUGAGGAACGCCGGUGGAAUCCCAGCCUUGGUUCGUCUGUUGAGAAAGACUCCAGACGCAGAAGUGCGAGAGCUCGUAACCGGUGUGCUGUGGAACCUGUCGUCAUGUGAUUCUGUGAAGAUGACGAUCGCUAGGGACGCUCUCAGUCCACUCACCAACACAGUGAUCAUCCCUCACUCCGGUUGGGGUGCGGCCCCCCAGCGAGAGGACCAGAAACUCAAACUGCACUCAUCUUUGGUGCUAAGGAAUACCACCGGAUGCCUCAGGAACCUGAGCUCAGCAGGAGAAGAGGCGAGAAGGCAAAUGCGUUGCUGUGAAGGGCUCAUUGAUUCUCUCCUCUAUAUCAUCAAAACCUGUGUAAACACUUCCGAUUAUGACAGCAAGAUUGUGGAAAACUGUGUGUGCACUUUGAGGAACCUGUCAUACCGUCUGGAGCUGGAGAUGCCUCCCUCUCGAUUGAUGGGAGCCCAGGACCUGGACAAGCUCUUGGGGUCGGACACCUCCAGUAAGCAGGCCGACUACAGCUGCUGGGGCCUCAGGAAGAAGAAGAAAAAGAGGUCCUGGCAGGAUCAGCAGUGGGAUGGAGUGGGGCCCAUUCCAGGUUUUUCUGGAAGUCCAAAGGGGGCAGAGAUGUUGUGGCACCCAUCUGUGGUAAAGCCGUACCUCACCCUUCUGGCAGAGAGCUCCAACCCGGCCACACUGGAAGGUGCGGCCGGGUCUCUGCAGAAUCUUUCUGCUGGAACCUGGAGGUUUGCGGCCUACAUCCGCGCUGCCGUACGUAAAGAAAAGGGUUUGCCCAUUCUGGUGGAACUGCUAAGAAUGGAUAAUGACAGGGUGGUCUGCUCGGUGGCCACUGCUCUGAGAAAUAUGGCUCUUGACGCCAGAAACAAGGAGCUCAUUGGAAAGUAUGCCAUGCGGGACCUAGUGACCCGUCUCCCUGGCAAUGGGCCGUCAUUGCUGUCAGAUGAGACUGUGGCAGCGGUCUGCUGUGCGCUGCAUGAGGUCACCAGCUGGAACAUGGAGAACGCCCGUGCACUCGCCCAGACGGGCGGCAUCGACAAACUGGUCACAAUCAGUCGAGGACGUGGAGAGAGGUAUUCCAUGAAAGUGGUGAAGGCAGCAGCUCAGGUGCUAAACACUCUGUGGCAGUACAGAGACCUGCGCACCUUCUAUAAAAAGGACGGAUGGAACCAGAAUCACUUCAUCACUCCAGUGUCAACUCUUGAACGAGACCGAUACCGGUCGCAACCCACCCUGCCAACCAGCAACGUACAGAUGUCACCUGUCAUCCAGUCAGGAGGUAGCGCCACCUCUUCACCUGCCAUGUUGGGAAUAAGAGGUCACCGUUUAAAUCAGCGGAGGACCCAGUCAUCUAUGCAACUUCAUAAUUAUUAUGGAGACGCCAACAGAAACGCAAGUCAAUUUACAGGGUCUGAAAAUCAGUCAGCUUAUUUCAUCAGUUCUUAUCCUUCACCUUCAGCAGAGGAGUCCCGCAGGUCACAGCAUGGCCGGCUCUACUACCCAGAGGAGACGAAUCAAAGCAGCUAUGACUCUUAUGGAAUGUACCUGUCAUCUCCGAUGGGCUACGAGGAUCUGUUUCCCGAUGAGCCCGUUUGUUAUCCCGUGGUGAGCGAGAGACAGGUGCUCAAACCCAAUACCAACUACGUGGACUUUUACUCCACCACACGCAGGCCUUCAUACAGAACUCAGACCUACCCAGCCUCACCGGACUCCUGGGUGUAGGCGUGUAUGUGUGUGCGUAUACAGUAUAUGUUCAUGUCAUUUGUAGCCAUAGAUAGAAUAUUGCAAGGAGAUGUCACACCAUGACAAAUAUAUAAGUCAGAGGAAUCCAAGAUUAUUCCUUUACCGUGGAAUGGACAAGCUGUCGCAUUUGAAUGGUGACUGCAUUUUCAUUUGCGGGAUUUAUUGUGUUUUUUGUGUGUAUGUGUGGUUGUGUGUGAGCAAGCUGAUGUAGUUAUAGCAACUGAUUCAUUUUCCAACCUGGUCUCAUAGUGAAAAUGUGACUCUAUAUACAAUUUGCAAAACUUGUUAUACGUGUCUCCAGGUGAAAUUCCCUGCAGUUUCCAGGAGAGCUGAACACUAGAGGCGCUACAACAACUGUGUGUUUUAUUCCCUUUAACUCAAAUCACGACUUGAAUGGCUUAUUAUGACUUUAUAAAUACUUUUUUCUCUAUUACUCAGACCCUGCUAUGUUAUGAUACUGACACUCUUUUACUCUAAUGCAUCUUUUGAAAAACUAUACAUUUUAAUGCUUGUUACAGACCCACCUACAUAUAUGCACUUAUUUCAAUGUGAUAGCUCACCUCAUAGAGCGUCGGACUUUGGACUCGGAGGGCCGCAGUUCAACACCAGUCGAAAACACAAGCAGAAACGUGAGACGACAGAGUCAUAGAAGCCCUUUAAAUCAUGAAAUGAUGUGGUUGGUUCAGAAAAUGUGCUUUUAAUUUUCAUUGGUUAGGUUUCAUAGGCGUUGUUGGGUAAGGACGUCUUUUUAACGUCUCAUUCAUAUUUUAAAACACUAUUGGUUAGGUUUGCGUCAAUUUCUGGUUAGGGAGGUACAAUUUAAAUCAUUAAAACAUCCAUCUAUAAUUCACCUUAAAACCUCGUCUGAAUACGACACCAUUUUACUCGCUUUUAGCGCCCCCAGCUGGACGUUUCAGUGGAAUUCUGAAGCCAAAUGUGUUAUACAGCACAUCAAUUUUGAAUUGCACAAAUCUUGUCAUGGUCAUCUACAUUUCAUGAGAUCAGGCUGUCAUUUUCAAUUAGGGAGUUUAAAUUGUGCGAGCGCGCAUGUGUGUGUGUGUGUGUGUGUAUGAUGACAGAUUUAUGUGCACCAUUGAACUACUUGAAUUAGUUUGACCCGGGAUUGAAUGUGAGCCAAAGACUUUUCAAUCACUGCUAUUUUUUUAUCCCCUUUUCUCCCCAAUUUGAAUGCCCAAUUCCCACUACUUAGUAGGUCCUUGGGGUGGCGCUGUUACUCACCUCAAUCCGGGUGGUGGAGGACAAGUCUCAGUUGCCUCCGCUUCUGAGACCGUCAAUCCGCACAUCUUAUCACGUGGCUCGUUGUGCAUGACACUGUGGAGACUCACAACAUGUGGAGGCUCAUGCUACUCUCCGUGAUCCACACACAACUCACCACACGCCCCAUUGAGAGCGAGAACCCCUAAUCGUGAUCACGAGGAGGUUACCCCAUGUGACUCUACCCUCCCUAGCAACCGGGCCAAUUUGGUUGCUUAGGAGACCUGGCUGGAGUCACUCAGCAGGCCCUGGAUUCGCGACUCCAGGGCUGGUAGUCAGCGUCAAUACUCGCUGAGCUACCCAGGCCCCAGUCACUGAUAUUUUUAAACAGUGAAGUGUUUAUUGAGAACUUGAACCAUGUUUUUAUGUUUGUUUGUUUUUAUGGCACGUUCAUUCAAAUGUCACCUCAAUUCAUGAGCCAAAUGAAUAAGUGUUAUGAAAUUACAUAUUGCCCGAAAAGUCUAAUUAAGAUUUAAUAGCUGUGUAAAACAAAACUAGAUUGCAUUGGAAAACAAUAUGUCCUUUUGUCUGGUCUAACUGCUGUAGCCUACUUAAUAUAAAGAUAAAUGUGUGUUCCAUGGAGUCUAGUACAUCUACGUCAGUUUAUUGUACAGUACAACCGUAAUCUGUGCUCCAAUGCACAAAAACUGUGCCAUGAUAAAUUGCUAUGUAGUAGUGUGUAUAUGUAAGAGACCUUAUGGAGACAAAAGUUAUUACAAAACUAU
This is a messenger RNA of Xyrauchen texanus (razorback sucker), 5640 nucleotides long. Its product is annotated as plakophilin-4-like. Bases 218 to 3619 code for a protein of 1133 amino acids. Gene Ontology annotation, molecular function: cadherin binding. The transcript is spliced from 22 exons. Gene Ontology annotation, biological process: cell-cell junction assembly; cell-cell adhesion. Gene Ontology annotation, cellular component: adherens junction; plasma membrane; nucleus. The record is from RefSeq and is a predicted model, not a curated record. NCBI's taxonomy places the organism in Eukaryota, Metazoa, Chordata, Actinopteri, Cypriniformes, Catostomidae.